AUGAUCUCGAGGACUGCCUCCAGUGGCGCCGUCUGUCUCGGGUGCCGCCUGCUCCUCCUUCGCCAAUCCGCCCUGCCGCGUCGUAUACUCCCGCUCCGUGCCGGCCGUGUCUUAGUUGACCACAGCCAAACCACGCGGCGAUGGUUCGCCAACGAGGCGUUUGCUCGGGAUGGCGAGCCAGAUGCGAAACAUGACGACAACCGGCUGUGGGAAGAAGAUACAAACCGCGACCUCGGCCGGAACGAACCAUUCGACGAUGGGGAACCGUACCCAGAUCUUUCCAGGCCGCCCCGAAUACCACGGGAAAAGAAUUUCAGAUCCAUGAAGAGGCUCAAUAUACGGAAGCGGCAUCUUUCUGGAAAGAAGAUCUUGACAGAAACGUCAGAAAGCCUGGGCUCUGACAUGCUGGGAAAGCCUGCUUAUGCAAUUGUCAUGAGGGAUGGUGGUCUGUACAGGCCGAAGAAACGAGCGGUCAGCAGCGACAACGCCGACGAGAGCUCUAAAGAGCGAGUCGAUAUCGAGGCCCUCCUCGACAGCCAGCUCGUUCCUGCUACCGAAACCGAAGUGCGCGACAAUAUCAACGAGCUACGACCCAAGUCCGAGAUCUACCUGUCACAGAAAAGGUUUCGAAGGAUACGCAAUGAGUUGGAAGAAGGCUUCCUGAAGUCUCAGCUGAGUUGGUACCUCGAGUCCUUCAAGGCAGAAAAGAAAACCACGGAGUCGGCAGCUACACCCCUGGGGAACGGACCGCAAGAGCUCGACGUCUAUGCCUCUCAGUUCAAAUGGAUCCGUCAGUGUACGCCCUGGGUUCCCCUGGGCUCCAAUCGGCGGCCCUUGAGCGGCGGUGAUGGCUCGAACCGAGAUCUGUAUGGCUAUGUCACACCAAAGAUGAGCGACAAGGCCCGAGCAGCCGUUCGGAUCAUGCGAGAAUGCUGGGGCUUGCAUAUCCAGGAGCUGAUGAACGGGCUUGGGGAGAUCAAGAUCACGCUGCAUGCUCACCAGUUUGUCCUGCUGAUGCGUGGCACACGGCGUUUCUUGCGACUACUCAGUAACAUGUACCUGGACCCGGGCGAGAACAUUGAAGCCUUCAAUAACCAGAAGACACUCCGUAUCGUCGCAACACGGGUCAAGUCCCAAACCAUCAUCAAGGAACUCGAUGCCACCCUACAAAGGAUUAGGCAGAGCACCUUUCCUGUAUCCCAGGUCACUUCACGACCCGAGGAUCUCACUGAUGCUUUGCUUGAGGAGCUUGGGCGUAUAACAAACACACACGUGAGGUUUAGCGACACAGGGAAACGGAUACACGUUACUUGGCUCCAGAUUGCGAGUCGCGAUCAGUACGAGGUCGAGGAUCUAUCUCAUACCGUUUUCCGACUGCUCCUGACCGCCCUCCAACCCGAUACCGCCACCCGAAAGCUUCACCUUCCGACAUCGCUCGACGAUACAACUCACGGGCGAUACUUGAUUGAUCAUACCAACAAGGAAAAAUGGGCUUGGAAGAAUAAGCUUGAGCCAUGGGCACGCUACGUUUUACCAGCAACGGUUUCAGAGCCUGAGAUGUUGGCAGCACCUGUCGACGACGCUGUUGAGGUCGCCAAGGUCCCGCUCACCCUCGCUCUACCACUUGAAGAAACCCUGCUCGCAUCUAAACUAGCGGAUACUACUGUCGAGGACCUGGGCUCAUUGUCGGCACGCCUCCUAGAGGCCGCUUCCGCCCCCGAAGUUCAAGAGCUGACUCGAUUUCCCUACCAACCGGUACGAUGGUCUCCGAGAUCGUCUACUUCAACGAGUGCUGUCUUUGGCCAUGUCCUUCAUGCCGAUACGGUGGAGGCGCCGAGCGUCACAACGCUCCUCCGAGCACCCGAUCGCCAGCGAAUAUUCUCUCCGCUCGUCCCGCACCCCGAGAUCCUUGCCGACUUCGAGACACGCGAGGACACUAUGUAUCCCAUCUCCUCGACGAUCUUGAUCCGAUUCCUCCCCUCCCCUGGCGGGUCAGCCCCGGCCGAGACCCUCCGUGCGCCCGCCCUCGAGCUCCGGCUAACCCUUUCCGAACCAAACUCCGUCUCAAAAGAGCCCAUGAUCACAGGCGUGCACUCCCUGCGCGCCGUCGUCGAUACACACCACCACGACGUAAUGCAGCCGGCCGAACCUGUCGAUCUACGCAUAUCACAGACCGAAGCUGUAGCGCUAGAGGGCGGACCCGAGGCGAUCGAGCAAUGGCAGCCAUUGACCGACUUCCUGCGCCGGGCGCGCCUCGACCUGCGCGCUGGCAAGCUCGAGAUGCCGCCGCAGCAGCGGUUCCAGAUCCCCGUCCGGCUGUUCGCAAAGACGCAAGAGCAGCCGGCGUGGCCGAAGCAGCAACCGAAGAAGGCCAAGAGCGCUGAAGAGCAGCCUACCGCCGACGCUGACGAGUCCCAGUCCGACCUGUGGAGCACGCUCUACGACUUUGUCGGCCUGGAGCUGCACCGCAGUGUCAGCGUGGCGUACCCCGAGGAUCAGCGCUUCAGCGUCACGUACACCUCGAUUGAAGCCGGGCAGGGCGGAGGAAGGAGAGGCGAACUGAGCCUAAGGCCAGUGUCCGUAUUGCCUACCCCCACCAUCGCCUCUUCGGUACCUUCUGAGGAUAGUGACACGGCCUCCUCACACGAGACAACCACCCCUGCGGAUGAGCUGGGCGAAAAUGGUGAAGCCUCUGGCCGGGAACUGCACGACGACUACCUGCGUGCAUGCUUGGCAUUUGCCCGGAAAGCAGACUCCUGGGCUGGAAACUCGGCCAAGUGA
Molecule: messenger RNA, 2781 nt
Organism: Neoarthrinium moseri
Lineage: Eukaryota; Fungi; Ascomycota; Sordariomycetes; Amphisphaeriales; Apiosporaceae
Exons: 2
Coding region: 1-2781 (926 amino acids)
Cellular component (GO): mitochondrial inner membrane
Source: RefSeq, a predicted model, not a curated record